AAACCCUUUUGCACAACAAAACCCUAAUACCAAAUCAAACUAAUUUUCAAUUUAUUUAAAUUUAAAAUCCCCAAAAUGGUUGCUAAAUCCCUCUCUCUAGCCACUGUUUCCUUCUUUAUUCUGCAUAUGCUGCAGUUGCACACUACUGAGGCUGACUACGGAGGGUGGGAUAACGGUCACGCCACUUUCUACGGUGGCAGCGAUGCUUCCGGGACCAUGGGAGGAGCAUGCGGAUAUGGAAAUCUGUACAGCCAAGGAUACGGAACAAACACGGUAGCACUAAGCACAGCGUUGUUCAACAAUGGGCUUACAUGCGGAGCGUGCUAUGAAAUGCGAUGCGCAAAUGACCCAAAGUGGUGCUUGCCGGGCACCAUCACCGUCACGGCCACCAACUUCUGCCCGCCCAACUUUGCGUUGCCUAACAACGACGGCGGAUGGUGCAAUCCCCCACUCCAGCACUUCGACAUGGCCGAGCCAGCUUUCCUUCAGAUCGCUCAGUAUCGGGCUGGCAUUGUGCCCGUUGUCUUUCGGAGGGUGCCUUGUGUGAAGAAAGGUGGGAUUAGGUUCACAAUCAAUGGUAACUUAUACUUCAAUUUGGUCCUCAUCACCAACGUGGGAGGUGCAGGAGAUGUCCAUGCAGUCUCAAUCAAAGGGUCCAGAACUGGGUGGCAGCCUAUGUCCAGGAACUGGGGUCAGAACUGGCAGAGCAAUUCGUAUCUCCAUGGUCAAAGUCUUUCUUUUCAGGUCACCACCAGUGACGGCAGGACUCUCACUAGCUACAAUGUGGCACCGUCUGAUUGGCAAUUUGGUCAGACCUUCGAAGGAGGGCAGUUCUAGAGGAUUGCAUCUAUAUAUAUUUUGAAUAGACAAAUCAUACAUAUAUAUUAUAUUUGUAACAUACUUGAGCAUACCAUACAGCUAUAUCAUCAUUCAUCAUCAAUCAAUCAAUCAUAUUGAGGAGAGGAUCAUCUUUUAUUUGUAAUCCGUACCAUUAUUAAUGCGCAGCAUAUUAUCUGAAGAAA
This is a messenger RNA of Sesamum indicum (sesame), 1022 nucleotides long. Its product is annotated as expansin-A4. Gene Ontology annotation, biological process: plant-type cell wall organization. Gene Ontology annotation, cellular component: extracellular region. NCBI's taxonomy places the organism in Eukaryota, Viridiplantae, Streptophyta, Magnoliopsida, Lamiales, Pedaliaceae. The record is from RefSeq and is a predicted model, not a curated record.